AUGGCGUCCAUGUACGAUGAGAAUAUAUCUCGCAGAUGGACUGCAGAAAAUAAUAUAUGGCCGGAACCAUGUGUCUUGUUUUCUGAGUUACAAGAUCCACAAAGUCCUCACAGCAACACAAGUACAAAUAACUGUACCGAUCCGGCGUAUGAUACUACAAAGCAAUAUCCAGGUGCACAUGAUAGUGAUUCCCAUACCGUCGACCGUCAGAACUCUGCUACAGCCUCAAAAGAAGAGUCUCCCCUUUCUUCGCCAGAUUCCAAUUAUGACCAAGACACAUCGACUCCGAAAAGUCGCAAGAAUGCGCAGAGACGAAAAGAGCAGAACCGCCUUGCGCAAAGAGCAUUCCGAGAACGAAAAGAGAAUUAUAUACAAAGCCUACUCCACCAAAUCGACGAGAUGAAUCAACAACAUAUGCGUCUAAUAGAAAGUUACCAAGCCGCAAAGAACAAUGCUCUAUGUCUCCAGAUCCAGGUAGAGGAGCUACAACGAAGGCUCGAAGCGUGGAAUAACACCAAACUGCUUGUUCUAAAGGUUGGGGCUACGAAUAAUACCCAGGUUGCUCUGUGUUCGAUGCCGGCUUCUGAUGUGGUUCAGGAAACCAAUCUGAAGUCGGGCUCUAAUUCAUCAAGUCUAGUUUUACUUUGA
Talaromyces stipitatus ATCC 10500 is the source of this 648-nucleotide messenger RNA. RefSeq lists its product as uncharacterized. The coding region runs from base 1 to 648 and encodes 215 amino acids. Gene Ontology annotation, molecular function: transcription cis-regulatory region binding; DNA-binding transcription activator activity, RNA polymerase II-specific. Lineage: Eukaryota; Fungi; Ascomycota; Eurotiomycetes; Eurotiales; Trichocomaceae. Gene Ontology annotation, cellular component: RNA polymerase II transcription regulator complex. The record is from RefSeq and is a predicted model, not a curated record. The transcript is spliced from 3 exons.